Pelobates fuscus (common spadefoot toad) is the source of this 2845-nucleotide messenger RNA. RefSeq names its product syntabulin (gene SYBU). Gene Ontology annotation, cellular component: cytoplasmic microtubule. Gene Ontology annotation, biological process: axonal transport of mitochondrion; synapse maturation. NCBI's taxonomy places the organism in Eukaryota, Metazoa, Chordata, Amphibia, Anura, Pelobatidae. The transcript is spliced from 9 exons. The coding region runs from base 60 to 2114 and encodes 684 amino acids. The record is from RefSeq and is a predicted model, not a curated record.
CCGUGUCUGCCAGCAGAGGGGGCAGCUCCGAGCGCGCAGCAUUUGCAGCUGUGCCUUCCAUGCGAGAAGACGGGAGACCUGCGGCCAGUGACACCGAGGCUUCACUACCUGGAGUGUGGACCAUGGGACCACUGAAAGACAGCAAGAAAAUGCAAGAAAAGGAGAUUGCCCGCAGCCGCAUCCCUCGACUGGUUCUGCGUCCCUUCUUGCCAAAACAGAAAGUUCCCCCAUCUUCUGAAUCUCCGUUUUCCGAAGAAGAAAGUAAAGAUUUUAACUUGACUUCAAGUCGAUGUACAAGGACAAUAAGCAGCAACAGUUUCUGUUCAGAUGACACUGGUUGCCCAAGCAGUCAGUCAGUAUCUCCUGUUAAAACUCCAUCAGAUGCUGGUAUGAGCCCAAUGGGGUUCUGCACAGGAAGUGAAGAUGAUUAUCGCCACAAAAAAGUCAGUGUGGGUACAUUCCCAGAUGGCAAGCUACAGCCUGCUCGGUACAAAAAGGAAAUGAAGACAGGUUUGCUAAAGACAGGGAGUGAAGCAGAUUUUAGCUCCUCAAGCAGUACAGGGAGCAUUUCUGCCCCAGAAGUUCAUAUGACUGCUAUAACUGGAGGCAAAAAGGCUUCCUUCUCGCGCAAGCUGCCUUACAGAUCAGAGCCUCAAAAACGGGUUGCCAGGAUUCAGUCAGAGAGUCACACAUCUCAUGGUAAAGGUUCUCAAGGUUCAUCAAACAAACCAAUAAACAGCCCUCCUGCCUCGCGAGAAAAGGACCUCUUUUUAAUGUUGUGCAGGAAUCCACUAAACUCUAGCCACGCUCACGAUGCCUAUGGAGUUUCAUCUCCUAGUAGUAGCAACUCUGGUUCAUAUAAAGGAAGUGACACCAGCCCCACUAUGCGACGCACGAGAUACACCUCUUGUGGGGACAAUCAUGGCAUCAAACCUCCAUCCCCUGAACAGUAUUUGACGCCACUUCAGCAGAAAGAAGUGUCUAUCCGACAUUUGAAGGCAAAAUUGAAGGAAUCGAAGACAUCCCUAGAAGAGAGAGAAGCAGAAAUAGAGGACCUUAAGUCUCAGUUGGCCCGUAUGAGAGAAGACUGGAUUGAAGAAGAGUGCCAUAGAGUUGAAGCCCAACUUGCCCUAAAGGAAGCGAGGAAGGAAAUAAAACAGUUAAAACAGUUUAUUGAAACCAUGAAAAACAGCUUAGCUGAGAAAGAUAAAGGGAUCCAAAAAUAUUUCAUUGAUAUAAACAUUCAAAACCGUAAACUGGAAACACUACUGCGUAGCAUGGAGAUAGCACAGGAUGAGUCCUUCAGAGAUGAACCAUGUCUGGAUUAUAUUUGUAGCUCACCUGGAGCAUCUUUGACUGAAAGUGCAAUUUAUGAUAAAAUGUCAGAAGGACUCCUAUUAGAAGAACAAGCAACUGAAGAAAUGGCAGACUGUGAUCUGCUUGUCAAUGAUGACCUUGCAAACAGAGAUGACUUGUAUGAUGAAGUAAUGAUGGAAACCACAAGUGAGCUUAGUGGUUUAGGACAUCUGAAUUCCACAGGGUUGCAGUCCAGCCUUGGAACAGGUGGAUUUGAUAAGGUAAAAUGGAAACGUGCAAAAGAAUCACUAUGGAUGGAACAAGCUAUACAGACUGAUGUGGUUCCAUAUAGCAUUGAUCUGGAGCACCUUAUUCUCAAGGUUUUCAAGAGUCACGCAAAUAACAAUCCAUUUGGAAGAUCAUCUCCUUUACAGGAUCUUCAAAUAAAAUUUUCUACUGGAUCCCAAACACUAAUAGAUCUGACACCAGAUGACCCCAACUCUGCAAUUCUUUUAUCCCCAGAGUCAAUGCAGAAGGAUUUUGCAAGUGCCAAUGCAAAUCGUGCUAUGAAAGAACUUGACUUUGAAAAUCCUUUAUUGGAGAUGCGAAAUGAAGAGACUGCUCAGGCCCUUGUGCCAAAGAAACAGUGGAGUGAUCAUUUCCUGACCGAUCUCAUGGCUGUAGCAAUGCCCAUCAUUCCUACAGUAAUUUGGGCUUUCAGUACCCAAAGAGGGAACAUUGAUCCUGUAUAUAACAUUGGUACCUUGAUGCGUGGUUGUUGUUUGAUGGCUUUACAUUCCCUCAGAAGAAUCCCCUAAAGUCCUUACCAUCUAACCUUUUUACAACUGUAAAAUUGGACUGCGGUUUUCUCUUGUGUUUGUGGCUAUUUAGGGCACUUGUAUGAAUUAUGUUUGUCACUAUUGCACCUAAAUAUUUUUAUUUGCACUUUAUAAAGCAGCAAACAUUAGCAUUUGUUUUGGUUUGCUUUAAGACAAAUAUAAAUUGAAGUGAUAGGUUCACACCCCCCCCACCCCAAACAUUGCACUAAUCCUUACUAAAAUGUCUCAUAUGCUAGAAUUCAUUUUUGCACUUUGCAUUACAAAUCGUGUUUCUAUUGCUGAAAUGGCUCUUACUGGCAUUGCUUAGCUAUGCUUAAUGUGUGAUUGUCUUUGCAUUUGUUAAACAGCACUUGUAAAAUAUAUGCACCUUUAAAUACCCUUGCUUAAAGUAAUGUACUUAUAGUAUAUAUGUGGCGUAAAUAUUAAUGCCCAUGAUGUUGAAUUUGCACUUUUCUGCAUUAUUUAAAAAGGGUCCCUAUUUCUGCUGUAGGUAUGCUUGGUAAUAUGUCAAAUAUUUAUAGUUAUAUAUGUGGGAGUAUAUAUGUAUAUAUUUUAUUGACUAGUGCAGUAUGUUGGAGCAUGUUUGUGCAGAAAGAUACAUUGUAUUGAAAGAGUAUAUUGUACAUUCCUAGUGAAAUGGUAUAGCAUGGUGAAAAUGUGCCUAGAAAUGUUUACGGAGUCUAGAAAUGAUUCUAAUAAAAACAAGUCAU